AUGCUUGUUGAUGUAGAAAUGAGGGACAAAAUGGAAAGGCUCGUUCUUCUUCCUUUCUCCAUUGGUUGUGUCUCUGAGUCAAGUGUGGCUAUAGGCGUACACCAACCUCGAAAAACAAAGAUAGACACAAAUUUAUCUGCGACAAGAACAAAAGAAGAAGACGAGGAAAGCUCAUCAAGUACAGAAAGUAUGAAGAAUUCGUUGAAGUUCCUUGCUCUUUCAAAGCCUAACAUAUCCACUGGGUUCCAUAGGCUAGUCAAGGGUUUCAAGACCUUCUCUCAAUUAUUUGCUUACAAAGAAGAGAUUGAAGAAAUGGAAAUGGAAAUUGGGCUGCCAACAGAUGUGAAGCAUGUGACACACAUAGGGUGGGAUGCCUCAUCACCAAAUUCCAAUCCCAUUCUCGGCUGGGACAAUCUCAUUUCUCCCGAGUUGCUUUCCCUUCAAUCUGCAACUUCGAGGCAGUUUGAGCUUGCCAUAGCAGCACAUGCUAAUUCACCUCUUGUUAGGGCUUCCUCCGCUUAG
Dovyalis caffra is the source of this 522-nucleotide messenger RNA. Lineage: Eukaryota; Viridiplantae; Streptophyta; Magnoliopsida; Malpighiales; Salicaceae. The record is from the annotation of a GenBank genome assembly.